AUGAGAUCUCGUUGGAUACAAUGCAGAAAUCCGAAUGACGAAGAAUUUGGACAACUGUUGUACGGUCGAUUGGCACUCACACCUCUCGGCCCUCUGCAACAAGUGGUGACCCCGACGCGAUCUAUAGACACAGGCAAACGGCUAGCAGAGAAGAUGACGGAAAACACCGAAUCAGAAAUCGACACAUCAGCCGCCCUGAUACAACUACCGCCAUACAACUCGAUCAACACCAGGAGUUGGUUUAUUCAACUUGAGGCGAUAUUUUCAGCCCGAAAGGUCACACGACAUAACACUAAGUACGCCUCCGUGGUACAAGCCUUACCAGCAUCGAUUGUUGAAGAAGUGGAAGACAUCCUUCUCAAUACUCCGGACCAACUCCCAUACACCUGCCUCAAAGAAGCCAUCCUCAAACGAACUGGACGUUCGGACGAAGACCUCAUCAGAGGCCUAUUCUCUAAUGUGUCUCUCGGCGAUAGAACGCCAUCCCAGCUCCUCCGCCUGAUGAAGAGCCGCCUCGGGAACAACACCAUGGAAGAACCCAUCCUCCGAGGGCUAUGGAUGGAUCGGUUACCACCGAAUAUAACGCAAGUCCUAGCCCUGGUACCAGUAGAAACGCUCCUUGACGUUGUGGCCGAUUCAGCCGACAAAAUAUACUCCCAGGCUCACCAAAAUUUCACCAGGCAGCGAAGCCCAGCACCACGAAAUCGAAGCCGUACCCGCAGCUCAAGUCCAGGACGGAGAAACAGUGCGGACGAACGUUGGUACCACCAAACCUUCGAUGAACAAGCCCGCAAGUGCCACCCUCCCUGCAGACGCAAUAAGACCCAGGGAAAACGAAUAAACCGACAGGCAGCGACGACGAUCCCUGUCGGUACUCGCUCACACAGUCGUCUCUUUUACGUGUGGGACCGUAACAAUGGCCUCAAAUUCCUAGUUGACACUGGCGCAGCCAUCAGCGUGAUACCACCCACCAACAGAUCCGCCUUGAAACCCACCUCAUUCCAACUUCGAGCGGCAAACGGCUCCACCAUAGAAACCUAUGGGACCAAGGAGCUUACCUUAAACAUCAACCUCAGGCGCGACUUCAAGUGGUCAUUCACUGUAGCUGACGUCAAGACACCCUUGCUCGGUGCCGACUUCUUGGCACAUUACAACCUGGCUGUCCAUAUGAAGACGAGGACCCUGUCCGACAACACAACAUCCAUCAAGAUCACAGGGAUCCCUUCGAGUUUCAACACAACUAGGAUUAGCGUGGCAACACAGCACGACCCACGCUACGUAGAAAUCCUGCGCCGGUACAAGCACCUCACGCAACCCAUCAAACCAACUGAUGCAGGCGACCAUCAGACCCAACACCAUAUAAAGACCACAGCAUAUUCACGGCCACGACAGCUCCCUCCACACAAACUAGCAUAUGCCAAGAAAGCGUUUGAGGAGUUGCUGGCCGACAAUAUCAUCCGACCCUCAGACAGCCCAUAUGCUUCACCACUGGAUCUGGUGCCCAAAUCCGACGGGGAUUUCAGGAUCUGCGUGGAUUACCGGAAACUCAAUGCAUCCACAGUGCCCGACCGGUAUCCUCACUCUCUUUACACCAUACCCAACCUCCCUACUGCAAGUCCUUUCACUCAGGAACUUCGCCAUAAAAUGGCCCAACUGAAGUAUACACCACCCAGGCAAUCAUCACCAACUAUCCACGUUCCACAACAGCUUCAGGACUGCGAGUUCAUUUUCGCCCGAAAUGACGCGGUAAAGAAACCACUAACACCAACAUACCAGGGUCCAUUCAAAGUUUUAAAACGCUCUGAGAAGCAUCUCACCAUUGAUCGAGGAAGCCGGACAGACACCAUCUCUAUCGACAGAGUCAAACCAGCUUUUCUGGAAAAAUCUCCACGGGAGACAGAACCCGUCUCAAACACCCAGAACCUUCACCUGCCUCAACAACCACGCAAUCACAACCGUCACAACCGAAGUCAUGGCCAAUCCCAGAAGCACCCACAACUCCAACCAGGUAGACCCGUCUUGGAAGGAAAGUCACCUUCCCUAAAAGUACAAGACAUAUAUUUUCUUCUAAUUGAUAAUGAUCAAUUAUCCUGGGAGAGGGCCUUGUCGGGUGUGUCCAAUCACCACUCCCCUUUUUUCUUAAACAACCCCGGCUAUGCCAGCUGGCUCCACUCCACUCUCUGCCUGCUUGCCUCUGAGACACCAAGCUCCUCCUGCAGCUUCCAGCUCACUCCCGCAGCUUCCAGCACUCUUGCAGCCUCCAGCUCAUUUCAGCAGUCUCCAGCUCACCUCGCACCUGCAGCUUCCAGCUCACUCCUGCAGCUCCCCGAAGUUUUCAGCUCACUCUUGCAGCUGCCAGUAGCCUCCAGCUCACCCCACAACAGCUUCCAGCGGCCUCCAGCUCACUCCUGUGGCGCUUUACCUAUUCCAGCAUCCGCUGACGCCUGA
Acanthosepion pharaonis is the source of this 2448-nucleotide messenger RNA. The record is from the annotation of a GenBank genome assembly. Lineage: Eukaryota; Metazoa; Mollusca; Cephalopoda; Sepiida; Sepiidae.